UUGUAAGUGGCGCGGGAGAGACACCAGCAGAGCGGCAAAUGAAAAAAAAAAAUUACACAGAAGAUUUUCUAGAGAGCAUCACAUAAAGUUGAGACUUGAGAGGAGGAAAUCGAGGAGAGAAAAAACAAAGAUCGCCACAACGCAAAACCCACUUCCUCCCGCCGAUUACGGGGACACGCCGACAUGACCGCCGCCGCCGCCGCCGGCGGCGGCGGACGCGGGGACCUCUCCGCCGCGGUGUCUGACGAAGCCAAUGCGUGGUCCGUGCGCUUCAAGAAUGCUGCCGUCGAUGACGGCGGCGACGACGACGACGAUGUUGAUGAUGAUGGUGAGGAGGAGGGUGGCGAGGAGGGGAAGGGCCCCGGCGGCGGCGAGACGGAGAAGGACUCGUGCGUCGAGAAGGAGAGGCCUCGUCGUUCCCGUGGUGAGGAGGUUUCUGAAGAUGAUUAUGUUCAGGCUGGAGGAGGGCUGGAAAGAAGGAAAAGGAAAGCAACCGUGACACCUCAGAAGGUGCAGACUUCCAAAGUUGGGAUCAAGAACAAAAAGGUUCAAGCUCAGUAUCUGAGUGACUUGGCUAAGGAAGCUGAACGGCUCUCUCAAGAGAAUGAGAAUCUGAGGUGGGAACUCAAAUUCAAGACCAAGGAUCUUGAGCAUGCAGUGCAAACGGUUGAGUGGAAGAACUAGGAGAUCGAGGUCCUGAAAAAGGAGAACAAUGAGUUGAAAACUGAGAAUGAGAACUACAAGAAGAAUGCAAAGCCACUCAGAGCUUUAAGAUUGUGCAGAUAUUGCAAGGAACGUACGACUUACGACUAUCGCAAUUGCCCUAAGAGAAAAUCCGACAUGCAAAAUGCAAAAUAUUUUUUGAGUUUUUACACAAAACAAUAUAUGCCAAAUUAAUUACAAACCAACCUAUAAAAAGAGCAGAGUUGAGUACUUAGCUACCCAACCUACUGAACGAUCCAUGUCGAGUGACGUCACGAUGGCCGACGCCGAGGCCGAGACGCACAAUGCCGGCGGCGGCGAGCUCCUCGUCUGGCCGUGGACCGGCAUUCUCGCCACGACCACCGACGACGACGACGCUACCGCCGACGCCGCGAGCACGCUAGCCUUCCACGCUCAUCAGCACUUCGCCGGCGUCCCAACCACCGCGCUCCAAGAAGCGACGGCCGGCGACGGCCACCACCACCACUUCUUGGUGCUCCACUUCGGCAAGAGCUGGGCCGGGCUCCGGGACGCCAUGUCGCUCCCCGGCCGCUUCCCCGGCGCCGGGAGGAGGGAGUGGCGGCGUCGACGGCGAGGUGAGGGCGCCACCGCCGGCGCCGUGUACGGGUGGCUCGCAGGGGAGGAUGCCACCUCCGGCGCGGUGUACGGCUGGCCCGCCGGGGAGGACGACCUGCACGACGGCGACGGCUUGGUCGGGAGGUUCCUGAGGGAUGCCGGCGGCGCGGCGAGGAGCGCGGAGGACGUCGAGAGGGACGAAGGGAGGGUGGCGGCGAAGCUCGCGGCCAUCGCCGGCGAGCACGAGAGGCGGGCCGUGUUCUUGUAGCGCAAGUGCGAGGAGAUGGCCGGGGCGGUGCAGAAUGCGGAGGCGGGCAACACCUCGCUGCACGACGAGCUCAAAGAGCUAAGAAAAAUCGCUGAAAUUAUCAUCCCGGAGAUGAAUCGUGAUGUCCAUGCUCAAAUGCUGCAUAAAAUUCAUAAGCAAGACAUGGAAGCCAUUUAUGCAAAAUUAAAUCAGCUUGAGAAGCAGCUGGAGCAGAGGCAGUCACUAGAGUCCAUAAUACGGCAGAUGAACAUGAAUUUACAAGCAGGGGGGAGCCUCAGAAAGGAAGAUCAUGAACACAUUUACAGCAUCAUGAUAUGUUUGAGAACGAUUGUAGAUGAAGAAAAAGAAAUGCUGGUUGACUCAUGUGCUGAAAUCAUGAAAAGAUUGCGGACGAACAGCGAUGAACUUAAAGAAUAUCGACAGGAGUUGAUUAAGGGUGUCGAGAACAUGACGAUCACCACGAGCACGAUUAUUGGGAUAAAAAGGAUGGGAGAACUUGAUGAGAGGCCAUUUCACCUUGCAUGCAAGAGGAAGCACAGGGAGGAUGAUCCUAGGGGCAAAGCUGCAAUGCUGAUCUCAUACUGGCAGGAAGAACUGAAGAAUCCAUCAUGGCAUCCGUUUAAGAUUAUUCAGGUUGAUGGAGAAGAUAAGGGAGUUGUAGAUGAAGAUGAUCAAAAACUGAGGCAGUUAUGCAAAGAUUACGGUGAUAGUGUCUGCAAUGCAGUGAAAGCCGCCAUGGCUGAGCUCAACGAGUACAAUCCUCGUGGACGGCACACCAUGAAUGAGCUCUGGAACUUCAGGGAGGGCAGGAAGGCGACGACGAAGGAGGUGGUGAAGUACAUCUCAGACCAGCUGAAGACGAACAGUUCUCAGUCUGACAAUUGACAUGAACACUUCACACACAACAUACACAACAAUAGAAAUGUUGGUCUGUCACAAAUUCACAGUUGUCUUGUUUGCUCAUCUUCUCAUGUCAACUCACUGAGCAUACAUGUUUGCAUGAUUCAUGUCUGACCAGUGGUAGAGAAGCAUAAAUGAACUGACCUAGAUCAUAGUUAUACAUUGGAGAAGCUCAACAGUGGAGAAUAUAUGCGAUUACAUGGUUUGACAUUUACAUGGGGCCGCAUAGCCAUCCUUGACCUUGUGUGUUGGAUUGAUCUAACUUUAUUUGACAACCAGGAUAUAGUUCUACUUCCUAAACUUGUUAGCCAUGGUUGCCCUCCAUCCAACAACUCAGUAUCUAAUAUUCUGGAUAAUAAUUAUACAUGGUAUGCAACACACCAUCUACUGGAGAGAUUCACCAAGCUUCCUUCUCUUGAUACAACAGCUUAUACCCAAGACAAUCUUUGUAUCUUCACAAGAAAAGGUUAGAAUGCAAGUUGUGCAUUGGCAUUUCUGAAAUCAGAACUAGUGCCGCAAGUUAGCCAUCUUCCACAACCGCCCACUGACAUUUACAUCACAUAGUACAUACAACAGAAUGAAACCAUAGAAGCCAAACGUAUUGCAUUACCAGAGCAUCUCAUUGUAACCACAUUGGCUUCUCUCUCUCUUCCAGAAAUGUGCAUUGCGUGAGAAGUACUUGUCAUCAAAGUACAAACAUUCAUCGUUAACUGCAAAGGUGAACACACAGGUGUUUAAUUGCUUCCGUGCUAUUUGGGUUGUUGAGAGUAUAUGCCUCAGUCUUUCCAUUGCUUUCGCAUGUCAGAUUUAAUUGAUUUCCAAGCUGCGAAGACUGCAGGAGAAGCUCCCCAUUAGUAAGUUUACAAUAAGAACAUAUAGCAAAAGUGAAAUAUUAAUGUAGGCACUACAAAGAUGACCAUACUGAAAGAUAAAUAACCUCUGGAAGGGAGCUCUAUGGUUAUCAUUACGGGUUGAGAAAGGUCACAAAAUGUUAGCAAAAGUAGCAAAAAGUACUGGGCCAUUAUACAGUAAAAUAGCUUCAGGACAUAACCCUAAGUAGAAAGGAAACAGAACUGCAAAAUUGUUAACGAAAUGAUAGGUCAAAACCAAUCAAGGCAACCUUUUAUAAUAAAGUUCAAACGGCUUUCAUCUAAUUGCAAGAUUCUUGUAUCCAUUUUAUAUGGAUCAUUUUUGUUCUGUUAAAUAAAAUACACCCAUAAAGCCUGAUAACAAAAAGGGAAAUAAAUACCAAUUAGUGAUUGCAAAAAUAUCAGAUUUUGUUGGUGAAGACUGAAGAUCACCUUUAGUAAGAAGCAUACCCAUAGAAAGAACUUACCAUGCAAUAGUUGUUUGGCGUGUUGCAACUCCACUUUGAAGUAGGUACACAGCUCAGGUAAUGGCACCAAGAACAGUGCUCGCUGGCAUUGAACCCUUUCAGUACCAAUAUGAAUCCAAUGGUGAACCUGCCAAGAGUGAAGUUUAGCAAAUGCAGGCAUGAGGUUCAAAUGCGCGGCUAAAUAUAUUUAUCAUUGCUCUUUUGCUGAUGGAGAAGAAAUUUACCCAGAAAUCAAUAUUAAUGUAGCAAUAACCCAAAGUAUGAUUUGGUAUGUCUUGUACUUGCUUUUAGUUGUACCCAUGGGAAGUCCAAGAGGAGAGUUCUUUUGGUUAAUGUAUCCAAACUGUGGGCGAACUAGAAGAACAAAACCAAGAAAGAACCCCGAUGUAAAUCCUCCAAGAUGAGCAAAGUUGUCAACAUGUGGAAGAAUCCCAACAGCCAAGUUGAUGAGAAUGAUUAUGACUAGAGUUAAUAAUGCUGCAAACUGGAUUAUUAAACAAGAAUGCAAUUAGCAACAAGAAAUGCAGUAGGAUUUGUGUAAAAUAAAUGCAUAGAUCUGAGAUCAAACCUUAUUCUCAUAUAUUGUCCAAUUUGUUAUCAGCUCUGACAGCAUGGACCCCAGCAAUCCAAACAGUGCACCUGAGGCACCAACAGAGAUAUUUGACACCAUAAACAGAGCAGACAGCAAGCUACCACCAACCCCAGAGAUGACAUAUAGCGUGCCAAUCCUCACUGCAAUAGACAAUAAUUAAAAUCUAUGGUCUUAGUUAUAUGCCAAGUAGCUGUUGAAGAAAUUAUACAGACUGCAGAAGUAAAACAUGUAAUAUUUGUGAAGAAUCACAAGAAGUUCAAUGUUAAAUUAUUUCAAUACUUACUGAAACCAAAUUCCUUCUCAAGUCUGAUUCCAAUCAAUAGGAGACUCAACAUAUUAGCAAGUAUGUGGACAACACCAGCGUGCAACCAAAUGCAUGUAAUGAGGCGCCAGCCUUCAUGGUCAUUGGUAACUUUACUGGUUUCUAGUGCCCCCAUUUUCAACAGCCUGACGAAUUGGUAGAUAUGUCAGUUGAACUCUCAAAUUAGCACCAUCUUCAAUAAACAGAAAUAAAGCUUGAGUAUUCACUGAAAAUUUUGUCUUAUGUAUCAACAUUAUUUAUUCCACCCUUGCUAAGGCAAAUACAGCUAAAUAAAGUAUUAUACCCAGCAAUCUUUCCUCAUUAAAUUGUUUAUUUUAAGAAGGCACAAGAUUUACAUCCACAACAAAAUUAGAUGCACAAACAAAUAGCGUCAACAGACAACAUUGCAACAGUCACUAUCUUUAUGUAAUCUACAAAAUUGACUCCCCCAAAAAAUCCCCAAGAUUGAACCAUUCAUGGAUGAAAAGGCAUUCCAUUUGAUCUAAACCUAAGCUAAUAGUGCCAGUUCCAAAGUUUUGAUAAGAAACGAAACCCCAAUGGCCUACCGAAUCACCCAUCUCACCAAUCAGAAAUGAGCGAAAUUUCACCCUAACCGCUGCAUUGUUCCUCAACCAUGAGAAUGAGAGACCUGAAGGAUCUCAAAUUUUAUGGGGUGGUGCGUGGAUGGCUUACGUUGCGGAGGAGGGCCCGAUGAGGGGAUUCUCCUUGUACGACUGGAACGCGAACCUCCCGAGCUCCGGCUCCAGCCAGCACCC
Messenger RNA from Oryza sativa Japonica Group (Japanese rice), 5451 nucleotides. NCBI's taxonomy places the organism in Eukaryota, Viridiplantae, Streptophyta, Magnoliopsida, Poales, Poaceae. The record is from RefSeq and is a predicted model, not a curated record.